CCGCAUAUGGCAAAUCUUUUUUCUUUUCCUCGUCGAAGGUAAAAUACGAUUGAUAAAAUCGGUUCAGAUGGCGGUCAACGGACGAGAAAAGAAAAUAUAAUCUCUCAAACGACUUUCAUCGCACGCACUUACACUCGUAGCAAACAAAAUCAAAACACUACCAAGAAUAAUAAACUCUAAGCUCUUUCUUGAUUGGAGAAAAGCAGUUUUGCGGUGGUUUGAAGUGGUUUUCAGGGCGGUGUCUGUAGGUUAUGGGCAGGAUGGGAGGUAAUCAAAAGAACUACUCCGCGAAUCCCAAUGACUACAAACUUCUAGAGGAAGUUGGUUACGGCGCUAGUGCUACUGUUUAUAGAGCGAUCUACCUCCCUUCUAAUGAAAUCGUAGCCGUUAAAUGCUUGGAUCUUGAUCGAUGCAAUAGUAAUCUGGAUGACAUACGACGGGAAGCCCAAACCAUGAGUUUGAUUGACCAUCCAAAUGUGAUUAGGGCAUUUUGUUCAUUUGUUGUUGACCGAAAUUUAUGGGUGGUGAUGCCGUUCAUGGAUGAGGGUUCUUGUUUGCACCUCAUGAAGAUUGCAUAUCCAGAUGGGUUUGAAGAGGCUGCUAUUAGUUCCAUUCUUAAAGAAACUCUCAAGGCUUUGGAUUACCUACAUCAACAAGGGCAUAUUCACCGAGAUGUUAAGGCUGGAAACAUACUACUGAACCGUAAUGGGAUUGUAAAGCUUGCUGACUUUGGUGUUUCAGCUUGCAUGUUUGAUACAGGUGAUAGACAACGUGCUAGAAAUACUUUUGUGGGGACUCCUUGCUGGAUGGCACCAGAAGUCUUGCAGCCGGGAAGUGGAUACAAUUCCAAGGCUGAUAUAUGGUCUUUUGGUAUAACGGCAUUGGAGCUGGCACAUGGUCAUGCUCCUUUCUCAAAAUACCCUCCCAUGAAGGUUCUCUUGAUGACCAUACAGAAUGCCCCUCCUGGACUUGAUUAUGACCGUGAUAAAAAGUUCUCUAAGUCUUUUAAAGAAAUGGUUGCAAUGUGCCUAGUAAAAGAUCAAACAAAGAGGCCGACAGCUGAGAAGUUACUAAAGCACUCCUUUUUUAAGCAUGCAAAGCCUCCAGAGCUUUCUGUGAAGAAACUAUUUGCAGACUUGCCUCCUCUUUGGAAUCGUGUGAAAGCCCUUCAGCUUAAAGAUGCUGCACAACUAGCUCUUAAGAAAAUGCCUUCGGCAGAACAGGAAGCUUUAUCGCAGAGUGAGUACCAGCGAGGUGUUAGUGCUUGGAACUUUGAUAUUGAGGAUUUAAAAGCUCAAGCAUCUCUAGUCCGAGAUGAUGAUGAUAUGCCUGAGACAAGGGAAGAAGAAGAAAGCAUGAGACAAUGUGGUAGUAAUAAGGCUGUGUCUGAUGCUCAAUCCAGUUCUAUGAAUCUGAAUUCAAAUUGUGAAAUAGAGCUAGUUGAGAGUAUCAUACAUACAGUUGAGGAUGAACUACCACAGGCUGUGAGUUUGAACAGAAAGGGCAAGUUUUUAGAAAGUGACUUGCUAGAAGCGGGUUACCUGGACAAAAUUGAUUCAAAGAGAAGUGGAUCAAGCAAUGAUGAAAAAGCAUUAACCUCAGAAAAGGAUGCUAACCAGGCCAAGACUAAAGCAGCAAAGAGCCGCCAAACUCAAAGUGGGCCUCUCGUGCCUGGUGCUGUGCUUGGUCAUUCAUUAUCUGAUAAAGGGCGCUUUCUAGAAAGGUCUGAGAAUGACAAUCAGCCAAUGGCAGAGAGAACCAUACGUGAAGUUCGAAAAGCUCCAAGCUUUAGUGGUCCCCUGAUGCUUCCAAACCGUGCUUCGGCAAACAGUUUAUCAGCUCCCAUAAAAUCUUCAGGAGGAUUUAGAGAUUCUUUGGAUGAAAAAUCAAAGACUAAUCUGGUGCAAAUCAAGGGUAGAUUUUCAGUAACAUCAGAAAAUUUAGAUCUUGUAAAGGAUAUUCCAUUAAGCACAGUUCCACGUCGAUCUUCACAGGGAUCACCGCUAAGAAAAUCUGCUAGUGUUGGCGAUUGGAUGUUCGAGCCCAAGCAAACGUCUACCAGUCAGUCUCCUAAAGAAGUUAUCAACAGCAGUCUACCUGCACCACUUCUUAUGCCUCACCUGCAGAAUCUUUUUCAGCAGACCUCUGCUCAACAGGAUCUUAUCAUCAAUCUGUUGAUGAGCUUACAACCAGCUGAAGCAGUAGAUGUGGUGCAAAACGGGAAGUUGCCACCAUUGCCCCGCAGUUCAGAGAAUAAUGGAAGUGUUGAAGCAGUUGCUUCUGAAAGGGAGCGAGUGUUAUUAGUGAAAAUCUCCGAGCUUCAAGCUAGGAUGAUCAAUUUGAAUGAGGAACUUAAUGCUGAAAGGUUGAAAUAUGUUCAAUUGCUACAGCAGCUUAAAUCCAUAACUGGUCAGGAACCAAAUGGGGAUAGGAGGGAACUGGAUGCCUGAAAGCUGAAAAUGUUCAGUAAAAUGAAGCUAUCUUGUAAUUCAGGGAAAAGCUGUACAUCAACAGAUAAGUGUUCAUCAUUCUUUAUUAGUGGCUGGAGAAGAAUCUUAUUUGGCUGUUCAAAGUGAUGGAUGGUGGCAAAGAACAGCACUUGUGUUACUGGAUCUCUUUUGCAACUGUGUGGUAUUACGGAUUUCCUUGAAGAUUGCAGUCAUAUUAACAAGAAGUAAGCGAACUUACAGUCACAUCAGUACAUGUUCUCGUUCACAGUACAUCUAGUUGAAGUAGAAUUAAGGUUCUCCUGCGCUCCCAAAAUUGGCAAUUUUAUAGCCGGCACUGCAGCAAUUGCCAUGAGACAGUAGCAUGCAUGGAGUGUUCAUAUCUACAUAUUUUUCAUCAUUAGUAUAUCCUAUUCUGUCUGUGCAUAGUCACCUGAUCUUGUAUAUGUUGUUGGUGGACUAAUCUGUUUCUUCUUCUAUUUAUUUAUGAAAAUGCUCAAGUUAUAAUUUCUAAACAGUCAAUAAUUUGGAAUUUUGUACGUAUUUGAGAAUGGAAAUAAACGAAGGCACAAGCCUCUAAUUUCA
Messenger RNA from Ricinus communis (castor bean), 3032 nucleotides. Its product is annotated as serine/threonine-protein kinase BLUS1. The coding region runs from base 252 to 2450 and encodes 732 amino acids. Gene Ontology annotation, biological process: protein phosphorylation. The record is from RefSeq and is a predicted model, not a curated record. Gene Ontology annotation, molecular function: protein serine/threonine kinase activator activity; ATP binding; protein kinase activity. The transcript is spliced from 21 exons. Lineage: Eukaryota; Viridiplantae; Streptophyta; Magnoliopsida; Malpighiales; Euphorbiaceae.